Molecule: messenger RNA, 690 nt
Organism: Trichoderma aggressivum f. europaeum
Lineage: Eukaryota; Fungi; Ascomycota; Sordariomycetes; Hypocreales; Hypocreaceae
Exons: 3
Coding region: 1-690 (229 amino acids)
Cellular component (GO): mitochondrion
Source: RefSeq, a predicted model, not a curated record
AUGUACUCAAAAAUGUAUGGUGAGGAUGUCAGGUUCAAUCCACAGCUAGCAAACGCAGUUGCAGCAGCGACAAAAGCAAGCGUCCCAAAGUCAUUGAUCGAAGGGGCCAUUGCACGAGGCCAGGGCCGCUCUGCAACCGGCGCACAGCUUGAGCCUAUGACCAUGGAGAUUCUCAUGCCGCCCAAUAUUGCUCUGGUUGCUGAUAUUGAGACGGAUAACAAAACACGCAGCUUACACGACCUCAAGUUUGUAGUCAAAAAGGCUGGUGGUCUCGUGGGAUCAACAGCCUUUUAUUUCUCGAGACGCGGGCGUGCGGUGUUCAAACCUAGGGAUGGUGGCCCGUCUCUAACAGACGUACUAGAGGAGGCGAUCGAGCACGACGGUACCGAGGAUGUCGAAGAGCACCCUGAUGGCGGGUACCUGAUUUGGACGGAGCCAUCCAAGCUCAUGGCCAUCACCGAGGCCAUUUCCAAGCGGUUUGAGCUCGAGGUUGUCGAGUCCGAGAUCAUGUGGGCUGCGAACGAAGACACCAAGGCCGACGUCGACUCGGCUGAGUUGGUGGAGAGCUUGAAUACUUUGCUUUCCGGCCUUAGGGAAUAUACCGAAGUCAGAGCACUCUUUGCCAACAUUCGCCAAGGCACCAUCGCGGACGACGAAUGGGACAAGCUGGAGAGGCACAUUGAUAUAUAA